Messenger RNA from Dermacentor andersoni, 1961 nucleotides. Its product is annotated as scoloptoxin SSD14-like. The record is from RefSeq and is a predicted model, not a curated record. Gene Ontology annotation, molecular function: glutathione gamma-glutamate hydrolase. NCBI's taxonomy places the organism in Eukaryota, Metazoa, Arthropoda, Arachnida, Ixodida, Ixodidae. Gene Ontology annotation, cellular component: plasma membrane. Gene Ontology annotation, biological process: glutathione catabolic process.
AUGACACGGGAAGAUGGCGAGAACGACGACACAGAUGCGCUCAUGGACGAGGAUGAAGCUGUAGAAACAUUGCAGCCUCUGCUGGUGGAGUCGCCGACGACGUCUGAAGUGAUCUACCCAGGAGAACUAGAACGCCCGGAGACGCCCGUGGCGUCUGACGACGCAACCUCUGCGAUGGAAGCAGAAGUUGUAGACUUAGGAGCGGACCGUCCCAAGACGCCAGCGGCGUCUGAAGCCCCGAACCUUCUGAUGGAAGCGGAGACGCCAGAGGCGUACCAUUCCCUGGACACUGAGCCGGAGGACGGAAGCAAUAGGGUUACAAGGAUGCUUGGGCUUAGUUCGGACGAGGAUGAAGGCACAUGGAUGUACCACAAAGGCGGCAAUGCGAUCGACGCAGCUGUGGCGACGCUGCUCUGCCACACAGUAGCUUUGCCCGUCUCAAACGGCAUCGGCGGAGGCUUCGUGGCGACUAUCUACUGGGCGAAAGAGCAGAAAGUGUACACACUUAUCGCACGGGAAACUGCUCCUGCUGCGGCUACGCAAGACAUGUUUGUUAACAAACCGGGAGCUUCUCUGAGAGGUGGACUGUCAGUAGGUGUCCCGGGAGAACUUCGCGGUUAUGAGGCUCUCAUCACGAAUUUCAGCACAAAGACGCUCAAGGAACAUUUUAAUUACUCUAUAAAGCUUGCCAGGGAAGGCAUAAAAGUUACAAAUUAUUUAGCCAAGGCCAUACAACUUGAGUACAAGCACCUCAAGGACACUCCAGCCUUAAAGGACAUGUACUCCAAAAGGGGCACUGACAAUCCUCUCACCGAAGGAGACACGCUGAUAAAUCCUGACCUUGCAAAGACUUACAAGGAACUAAUGGACAAGGGUGUUGACUACUUUUAUAAAGGAGCUUUGGCAGACAAGAUCGUAGACGCGGUCCGUAAAUCACAUGGCGUAUUAACGAAGCAAGACCUUGCGGAUUACAAGGUCCGCUGGGAGAAGCCAGUCGAGAGGAAGUUCAGAGAUGGCCGCACAAUGUACUCAGUCCGACCACCGGCUAGCGGUCCGGUACUUGCCUACAUUUUGGGCAUUGUGGAUGAGAUAAGGGAAGGACCAGAUGACGCCCUCAACGAUGACUCUCUGAACUACCACAGGUUCAUUGAGGCUCUUAAGUUCGCGUACGCUAAGAGAGCGCUUCUUGGAGAUGAAACAAAGGAACCAAGCGUCGCAGCGGUGACAGAAGAGCUUUUAUCGAAAGAAGCGGCCGAAAACUCCAAAGCCAAGAUUAACGACUCCAAAACUCAUGAUGAUGUCAGUUUCUAUGGAAUGGCCAACGCAAAUCGAAGGGAUAGCGGAACUUCUCAUUCUUGCUACUGGGACAAGGACAACAACGUGGUGGCCAUAUCAAGCACGGUGAACUACCUUUUCGGUAGCCAAGUGGUGCCCGCCGGCGCUGGCUUCGUCCUGAACGACCAGAUGGACGACUUCUCAACACCGGGGCUAAUCAACGCUUACGGCAUAAGCCCUUCGCGCGUGAACUUCAUCGCGCCAAAAAAAAUUCCUCAGUCCUCGAUGGUGCCCACCAUCAUCCUCGACAAGGACAGAAAUCCAGAAAUGUGCGUCGGUGGCUCCGGAGGGUCCCGCAUCACCAGCGGCGUGGGCUUGGUUGCAAUGCGCACACUCUGGCAAGGGAAGAACAUCAAGCAAGCCAUCGAUGAGCCAAGAGUUCACCACCAAUUGCUGCCAGCCGACCUGGAGGUGGAAGAAGCGUUUCCUCAGAGAUACGUGAGCGAUUUGAAGAAAAAAGGACACAAGAUAAAAUUCAAGAAAACCAUGCUUAACGUUUUCAGCGGCAUCCACAAGCGAGAUGGCCGACUCUACGCCAACACCGAUUUCAGGAAGGGUAGCACUGUCGACGGGGACUGAUGCAUAGCAAGCCGUGCUUAACCAGUGAAGAUCCUCGGAAAAUAAAG